AUGUCGCAAACAGACACUGAUCGAACACGUCGUCUAAUAAUAGCCUCUUUCUGGGCAGUGAUAUUAAUCGGUCUGCCAUUAUGGUGGAAAACGACUGAAGUAUACAGAGCACAACUGCCGUUCACUGAAAUAGAGCAAUGGUCUCGGUGGGAGACUUCGAAUCUUGUAUUUCCACUACAUUUUAUCUUUUACUUUGCCGAAGAGGACGAGACACCAAUAGAACUUGAGCAGCUGUCGAGAAAUCUUGAACGCGCAUUUAACAAACAGUUCUCUCGAGACGCAGAAGUGGAUGGAUUGGUUACACAGUUGUCUGUUACUGUCGAUAGCGUAAAGUGGGAACAAUCGGAUAAAAUCGUCGGGAGAGAGAACGAGAUCGAUGUUGAUUCACUCGGGAAUCCGAUGGAAGAGGUCAACGGAAGAUACGAAUUUUAUAUUUCUCCGGGAAGUGGUGAUAUGCGAGUUGAUUUGGGAAACAGUAGACGCGCAUUUGUACAGAUUAAUCGUAAAGAUUGGAACGAGACCGCGAUAACCAAGAUUUUACCGUCUCUCCUCGUCUCCUUCUUCCAUUCCGAAUAUUUACUGCUCUCGGCUCUUUUCAAACCUCCGUCAUCCGAAGAAAAGCCUAAUAUUGAUAACAUGCGCGCGAUGAAGUACUCUCCACGUUAUCAAAUAACAUUCAGCCUGAUGAAUGCGUGUCCAUCAACUUUGCUUGUCGAUUGGAACAUUGAAGAAGCUGUAAACAUGUAUUUAAAACCGUUUUUGGAUGAAUUGAAAAUUCUCUCGGAGGUUACGGUUGAUUCGCAAGUACAGUAUUAUGCUCAGCUGACUGUUACUCCAGAGAAAAACGAGAAUGAAGGCUAUUACUAUUUGAGACCGGAAAUGUUACCACAUUUUGUUAAUUCUGCGGAAUGGAAUUUAGCAUCUGCCGUGUCUUCAUAUCCAACUCUCAACAUGAUUUUGUAUAUCCCAGAAGCAAAUCAAAGCCCUCUACGUAUUCACAAUUCCAAAGGUCAUCCUAUCGAUAAUAAUGCAUUUCUUAUACCUCGUUGGGGAGGCAUUGUUAUAAACAACUUUCAAACAAGCAACAAUUCGUACACACUUACAGUCGAAAAAUUAAAACCCAUAAUAGAAAUAUUUAUAUCACAACUACGUGGGUUAUUAGGCGUGAGAAAGUUUACCUCGGACGACAAGGAAUUAUCUGCAAAAGUCAGAUAUGCACCUCCCCCAAGUACGGCCAUAACAGCAUGGGAGUUGGAUAAUUUGAUCCGUCGUCGCACGGCCGAAAACAUCGUUGCUGCAAUAUCUACUCUGAAAUCCCUGUCUCAGCUAGUGAGCGAGAUUCCUAAUAUGGUGGUGCUGGACCACAUCCAAACUGAGGUGUUGCAAGCACUAGAUAGUCUUAAAGAGGCUUGCGAGAACCUUCGUACAAUGCACUAUGUUGCCGCGUUGAACCACGCCAAGCAGGCGCUCGAGAGAUCAGAAUCUGCAUUCUUUGACCCGACCAUGGAGGCUUCUUCACAAAGGGUUAAAUGUUCACAAGGAGCUUCUUUAAUUAAUUCUGCGGUGUUAAAAAAGAUUGAACAACCCUCAGACAAGGCGAAAUCUGAAAACCAGCAUGUCAAAAAACCAGAACUCUGUCAAGAUAGUGAGGAUUCGUCCGAUGAAGAGGAAGUCGAAGAGGAGGAAGAAAGCGAAAAUGAUGACGCCUUUCUAUUGCAUCAGGCUCAACCUGAAUAUCCCGGUGCUGGCAAACAAUACCUAACCUGUGGACUAUAUUCGAUAGACCUGAAAAUAGAUGAGUUGAGGUCCUCUGGACGAUUCGCAAGAAAGCGUAAACGUAGACUCGACAGGGAUGGCAGGAAAAAGCCGUUAAUGCCAUUGCCCAUUUAUUUUGGCGAAUAUUUGGCUAAUAAAGAGCAAGAUUUUGAUAUGCCGUGGGAUAUCGUUGCUGCUUAUCAUAGAGGGUUGAUUCAUAGAGAGAAGAGACCAUCGCCAUAUAUUAAGAUUAGAUCAAAUAUAUUUAAAGAACGCAAAAGAAAGAAAGCUAGCAAGCCACCAAUUUGCCAGUGUAAACCGCCUGCUGAUGGCAGUAUGGGUUGUGGAAAAAAUUGUUUAAAUAGAAUAAUGUAUUAUGAAUGCUCUCCCAAGUAUUGCCCAUGUGAUGAAUUAUGUUCCAAUCAACGGUUUCAGAAGGGUCAGAGCGUCCAAGGAUUAAAAGUAAUCUGGACCGGUGAUCGUGGAUUUGGAUUGAUGACGGUAGAACCUAUUCGGAAGGGUCAAUUUAUAAUCGAAUACAGAGGCGAAGUAUUGUCAAGAGAAUCAUGCUUUGCUCGGAUGAAGUCUCGGCCGAAUCGGAAAAACCUGUACUUUCUUGAAUACAACAAUGGUGAGGUGCUGGAUGCGUCUGAGAAAGGAACAGAUGCCAGAUAUAUAAACCAUAGUUGUGCUCCCAAUUGUCAUAUCGAGAAGUGGCUGGCACCGUGCGGAGAACAGUAUGUAGGCGUCUUUGCAUCACAGAAUAUACCGCCUGGCGCUGAAUUAUCAUAUGACUACCAGUUUGAAGCGUGUGAUGGUGCAAAUUGUCAACCUUGCUUUUGUGGAGUAGAGAACUGCCGCGGCGAGAUUGGCACCUCCAAAUCCAAAAUGUACAAUAAUGGCGGAAAAUAA
Messenger RNA from Paraglomus occultum, 2667 nucleotides. Lineage: Eukaryota; Fungi; Glomeromycota; Glomeromycetes; Paraglomerales; Paraglomeraceae. The record is from the annotation of a GenBank genome assembly.